Exophiala bonariae is the source of this 447-nucleotide messenger RNA. RefSeq lists its product as uncharacterized. The record is from RefSeq and is a predicted model, not a curated record. The coding region runs from base 1 to 447 and encodes 148 amino acids. Lineage: Eukaryota; Fungi; Ascomycota; Eurotiomycetes; Chaetothyriales; Herpotrichiellaceae. The transcript is spliced from 2 exons.
AUGGCGAUGGCGCUCCCCAUCGGCUCCGAACCACAAACCACCACUCUUCCAGCUCCUCAACCACCACAAAGUCUCCGCAACCCGUUGCCCCUAUCUGCGAGUCAGGAGGCUCAAGUCUUGUCUCCAGAAUUUGCCAAAUGUGCACAAGGCCGUACAUUUACAGUCGCAUGGUCCUGCCGUGUCCAGCAACUCGCCAUGAACAGCUGUAUGAUAGCUCACGCGACCAAAGCCGAAGAAGACGGUGCUCGAGAAGAUUGGUUUGCAGGUGUGAUGGAAAGGAAGAGGAAGAAAGAAGAAGAGUCGGUGGCAGUUGAGAAACGAAGAGUUGAGAUCAUUGAAUUAACAAGGCGACAAGAGGAGAAAGAAAAGGCCGAACUCGAACUGAAGAAAGCUCAAGAAGAAAAGAAUGCCAUCCCAAAGAAAAGUGGCUGGUUUGGAGGACGGUGA